AUGGGUGGCAUUUGGGAGAGGCUUAUUCGCUCGAUUCGACGAAUAUUGAAAGCCUUGUUACAAGGACAGAGAGUGAAUGACGAAUCCUUGGUGACGUUCAUGGCAGAGACGGAGAGAAUUCUGAACGAGCGUCCAUUGACCCGUCAAGAAGAUCAUCCGAAUGACCUUGAACCGUUAACCCCAAACAAGUUACUUCUCCUGCGAUCAGAGCAACCACCUCCUUUGGGAAGUUGGGUAGUCGGCGACAAGUUCUCUAAACGAUGGAGACAAGCUCAGCAGCUCGCGAGUGCAUUCUGGAAAAGAUGGGUUAAAGAAUAUUUACCUCUACUCCAGGAACGACAGAAAUGGCUGACAGUAAAGCGAAAUUUACAACCCAAAGAUCUCGUGUUAUUGUUGGACGAGAGAUUGUGUCGAGAACAGUGGCCUCUUGGUAUUGUCGAAGAGGUGUAUCCUGAUAAGAAUGGUCGAGUACGACAAGUCCUGGUGCGCACAUCGAAGUCGAAGUUCAAAGGGACAUUAGGAAAUUAUGUUUGUUGGAAGGAGACUGUUAAGUAUUUGGACUCUAUACGUAAGUUAGAACAUUUAUAA
Paramuricea clavata is the source of this 588-nucleotide messenger RNA. NCBI's taxonomy places the organism in Eukaryota, Metazoa, Cnidaria, Anthozoa, Malacalcyonacea, Plexauridae. The record is from the annotation of a GenBank genome assembly.